Messenger RNA from Rhodamnia argentea, 1548 nucleotides. RefSeq lists its product as uncharacterized. The transcript has 7 exons. Gene Ontology annotation, biological process: actin filament depolymerization. Gene Ontology annotation, molecular function: actin binding; nucleic acid binding; zinc ion binding. NCBI's taxonomy places the organism in Eukaryota, Viridiplantae, Streptophyta, Magnoliopsida, Myrtales, Myrtaceae. Bases 143 to 1294 code for a protein of 383 amino acids. Gene Ontology annotation, cellular component: actin cytoskeleton. The record is from RefSeq and is a predicted model, not a curated record.
GGCAGAAGAAAUAUCACCGUUGCCCCAGUACACCACUCGAUGAACCCUAAAACCUCCGCUGGUAUGAGUAUGAGACCGCGUCAGCUCCGCUAGCUCAAAGGCGAAACCGUCCCCCACCGCCACCGGUACCGAGCUUUGCAAGAUGGUGAGCCAAAGACAGAGACUCGCUCGCAAGAAGUACAAAGAAGCACACCCUGAGCUGUUCCCCAAGCCAGAGCCAACCCCACCCAAAAACCCGACGAAGACGAAGAAGAAGUUGAACAAAUUCAAGCGCAAGAGACCAGAUCCCAAUGACCCCAGAAGACCCACCAAGAAAACACUCAAGAAGCACCCGCUUAGAGUUCCUGGAUUAAUGCCUGGUCAGGGCUGUUUUAUUUGCAAAGCCCAGGACCAUAUUGCCAAGCUCUGCCCUGAGAAAUUUCAGUGGGAGAAGAAUAAGAUAUGUUUGCUUUGCCGGCGGCGGGGUCAUAGUCUCAAAAGCUGCCCGGAGAAGAACGACGAGUCUGUUGAUAGGAAGUUGUGUUAUAAUUGCGGGGAUUCGGGGCAUUCUCUUGCAAAUUGUCCUCAACCUCUUAAAGAUGGAGGAACUAAGUUCGCCAGCUGCUUUAUUUGUAAAGAGCAGGGUCACUUGAGCAAAAACUGCCCUCAAAAUGCUCAUGGAAUUUAUCCAAAGGGUGGUUGCUGCAAAAUCUGCGGUGGUGUGACACAUUUGGCCAAGGAUUGCCCUGAAAAGGGAAAAAGAGGUUUCGGAACUGGUGGCAGAUUAGCUGAAACAGAAGAGGCACCGAGACCUCAAGUUACCAAAUUCAUUAGUGGGGACGAUCUUGAUGAUGACUUUACGAUGGAUGAAACACUUGCUAAGAAGGACAAGUCUAGUGCAGGUGCGAACGCGGCUUCUGGAAUGGCUGUCCACGACGAGUGCAAGCUGAAAUUCAUGGAGCUGAAAGCGAAGAGGAAUUACCGAUUCAUCAUCUUCAAGAUUGAGAACCAGCAGGUGGUGGUAGAGAAGGUCGGGAGUCCGGAGGAAACUUACGAGGAUUUCACCGCCUCUUUUCCGGCUGAUGAGUGCCGCUAUUCGGUGUUCGACUUUGACUUCAUCACCGACGAGAAUUGCCAGAAAAGCAAGAUCUUCUUCGUUGCAUGGGCACCUGAUACCGCGAAGAUAAGGAGUAAGAUGGUGUACGCCAGCUCCAAGGACAGAUUCAAGAGGGAACUGGACGGCAUUCAAGUGGAGUUGCAAGCCACGGACCCGAGCGAAAUGAGCUUCGACAUCAUCAAAGCCCGAGCACUCUAGAUGCUCGCUUAAUACAAUCCUCAAUGUCCUUUCCAAUUUCUACUGGUUUUUUGUUUUUCGGGUCUACGGUAUCUGGUGUGAGAGGCCGAGUGCCGUCGCCUCUUCUGUCUAAAAGUGUUCUAAUUUUCCAUUCCUGAAUCGGUGAUUUUGUAUGAGCGUCGCAAUAGUCUUCCCUAGCUCAAACUCAAUGUAAUCUGCUGCAUCCUGUAAUAUACAAAUUUUUUUUUUUGCCUCCACUGCUUUCCCGGGGUGGU